Molecule: messenger RNA, 462 nt
Organism: Aureobasidium pullulans EXF-150
Lineage: Eukaryota; Fungi; Ascomycota; Dothideomycetes; Dothideales; Saccotheciaceae
Product: polymerase II polypeptide D
Exons: 2
Coding region: 1-462 (153 amino acids)
Biological process (GO): nuclear-transcribed mRNA catabolic process, deadenylation-dependent decay; mRNA export from nucleus in response to heat stress; transcription initiation at RNA polymerase II promoter
Cellular component (GO): RNA polymerase II, core complex; P-body
Molecular function (GO): nucleotide binding; translation initiation factor binding
Source: RefSeq, a predicted model, not a curated record
AUGGCCAACCCCGGUGGUCCCGCUCCUGCGCCUCACAUGAUCUCGCGCCCAAAGAGAGCACCCACUGGAGAUGAAGAGGCCACAGCGAUCCUGCGUCUGGGAGAGUUCCAGCAAGUUCCAGCACUGAACUUGUCCGAAGCGCGUACCAUCAUCAACGCUGUCACCACACGCCGGCGCAACAUCAAGCAGAAGGUCUCUGAGUCCGAAACCCUCCUCAAGACCCAGGAAUACCUCGAGCUAUUCGCGCGCUUCAAGCAACAAGAACACGUCACUGCCGUCGAGCAGUUGCUCACAACUCGCACCGAGCUCGAGCGCUUUGAGCGCAGCCAGCUCGGAAGUCUGUGCCCUGACACUGCCGAAGAAGCAAAGACUCUUGUACCCUCGCUCGAAGGCAAGAUCUCCGAUGACGAUCUGCAGGAGCUGCUCGAUGAGAUGAUGAAGCUGAGAAACUUUGUGCAAUGA